GUGGAGACAUGAUUGGUUACUUUAGUGCAGCUGCUUGAAACGUCACCAUUUACCCGCGUUUGUUGAAGAAGACACACACAAGUGUUUGGCGGGAUUCAACCGGGACCAAGCUCUUUCGUGAUCAUCGAAUCGGCACGAUGCAGUUUUCCGGCAGAAGGAGGAAGAUCUUAAGCAACCCUCAGACGGAGCUCUAUGGACAUUGUCUGCAGUUCUACGUGCAGCCUCCUCUUGAAAACAUCACGCUCACCGAGUUUGAGACCUUUGCAGUGGAAAGACUGAAAUUGUUGAAGACUGUCGAGAAUUUGGGAGUGAGUUAUGUGAAAACAUCUGAGCAGUACUCAAAGAAACUGGAAUCCGAGUUUUCAAACCUGAACUUUCCUUACAGAGCAGCAGCGGAUGAUAAGAAAGUGCAGAAUGGGCCAACUGAAUAUGAGAAACGAAGAAAGGACCAUAUCUCCCACUUCAUUCUCAGGCUUGCCUACUGCCAAACGGAGGAUCUCAGGCGGUGGUUUAUACAACAGGAGGUCGACCUUUUCCGCUACCGCUUCAAUGACCUGCUUCCAAAACACAAACUUGAAUUUCUGCAUCGAAACAACCUGCAAUAUGACACGAUUAGUGUCGAGGAAAAGAAGGCUCUGGCAGAGAAACUUAUCAACUCCAGCUACGCUGUCAGUGGAAUCACUGUUGAGGACCAAGACUUCUACAAAGUUCCAUUUCAGGACGCCCUGGACCUUGUACGAACAAGGAAAGUGUACCUCAAAGCGGGCUACGUGUACAUCCCCCACCAGGACAUUGUCACCAUUGUUCUCAAUGACUUCCGCACAAGGCUAUCUAAAGCUCUCGCAUUGACAGCCCGCUCUCUUCCAGCCGUACAGUCUGAUGAACGACUUCAACCUCUGCUUAACCACCUCAGUCAUGCCUAUGUGGGCCAGGAUUACAGCAUCCAGAAGAGUGUUGGGAAGAUCUCCCUGGAGCAGAUUGAUUCACUCUCGGUGAAGUCCUACCCACUGUGCAUGAGGCAGCUCCACCAGGCGCUGAGAGAGAACCACCAUCUCCGUCAUGGCGGCCGCAUGCAGUAUGGCCUCUUCCUCAAAGGCAUCGGCCUCACUCUGGAUCAGGCGCUGCAGUUCUGGAGAUCAGAAUUCAUCAGGGGCAAGGUGGAUGCAGACAAGUUUGACAAAGCAUAUGCCUACAGCAUCCGCCACAUGUUCGGGAAGGAAGGCAAGCGAACAGACUACACCCCCUACAGUUGCAUGAAGGUGAUUUUGUCAAACCCACCCAGCCAAGGCGACCAUCAUGGAUGUCCAUUUCGACACAGUGACCCAGAGCUGCUGAAGCAGAAGCUUCAGUCUUAUAAGAUCUCUCCCAGUGGGAUCAAUCAGAUCCUGGAGUUGGUUAAAGGGAUGCACUAUCAGCUGGCGUGCCAGAAGUACUUUGAGUUGACACACAAUAUUGAAGACUCUGCCUUCUCACUGAAUCACCCCAACCAGUAUUUCAUAGAGAGCCAGAAACUUUUGGGCGGAGGCAGGGAGAUAAAGCGUGAGAUGGACGCUCCUCAGAGGGCGCAGGAAAACUCUGCCACCAGAGGAUCUACUGUAGCCCGGGAGACAUCAGCAAACCCCUCGCAGGAUUUGGCAGAGAUGACCGAGGAUCUGGACUCUUUCUUCCAAGACGCCUGAUUUUGUUUCAUUGUCUUUGUUCUAGGAGCAAUGAAGUGGUGCAUUUCUUUAUCCUGAUUUGAGCUGAAUCAUUUUUUUAUGUGUAGUGUUGUAGCUUCAUCAAAGGUCCAGCCUAUUAGGUAUUAAAGUUGCAUAUAAACAGUC
Messenger RNA from Myripristis murdjan (pinecone soldierfish), 1823 nucleotides. It is a transcript of the gene prim2, whose product is annotated as DNA primase subunit 2. The coding region runs from base 138 to 1679 and encodes 513 amino acids. Gene Ontology annotation, biological process: DNA replication initiation; DNA replication, synthesis of primer. The record is from RefSeq and is a predicted model, not a curated record. Lineage: Eukaryota; Metazoa; Chordata; Actinopteri; Holocentriformes; Holocentridae. The transcript has 14 exons. Gene Ontology annotation, cellular component: alpha DNA polymerase:primase complex.